GGGUAGUGUGAAAUGGGCGUGGCAGCUGGUGGGUAUGAAGCAGGUAUCGGAGGAUGAAAUGGACUGGACGCGGAUGGGCUGCCUUAGCCUGGGGGCCGUGUGGCCGUGUGGCCGUGGCCGUGUGGUGUGGUGGUGUGGGAAAAGGUGGAGACGCCGUGGAGUUGAGCCUGUGAGGUGGGGUCUCGUCCGGGUAACGUGAGAUACGUAUCUUUCCUGCCUUGCCUUCCAUUUCUUUUACCGUACCUACCUUACCUUACGGAGUACGGAUACUGCCCCCAAGAUGCCCCUACGGAUACGCUUUGAGAUGAC
Messenger RNA from Colletotrichum godetiae, 309 nucleotides. RefSeq lists its product as uncharacterized. Lineage: Eukaryota; Fungi; Ascomycota; Sordariomycetes; Glomerellales; Glomerellaceae. The record is from RefSeq and is a predicted model, not a curated record. The transcript has a single exon. The annotation marks the transcript as partial.